Molecule: messenger RNA, 2730 nt
Organism: Seriola dumerili (greater amberjack)
Lineage: Eukaryota; Metazoa; Chordata; Actinopteri; Carangiformes; Carangidae
Product: protein phosphatase 1 regulatory subunit 29-like
Exons: 3
Coding region: 1-2730 (909 amino acids)
Cellular component (GO): plasma membrane
Molecular function (GO): protein binding
Source: RefSeq, a predicted model, not a curated record
AUGGUCAACGGGGACUGCUGGCUCAUUGAGGGGGACAAAGGCUACGUGUGGCUGGCUAUCUGCAGUCAGAACCAGCCGCCAUACGAGACUAUCCCCCAGCACAUCAACAACACGGUCCAUGACUUGAGAUUGAAUGAGAACAAGCUGAAAGCUGUGCUCUUUAGCUCCAUGUACCGCUUCACCAACCUGACAGACCUCAACCUCACCAAGAAUGAAAUCAGCUAUAUUGAGGACGGAGCCUUUGCAGGACAAGCCAACCUACAGGUUUUACAGCUGGGCUACAACAAGUUGACAAAUUUAACUGAGGGUAUGAUGAGAGGGCUUGGCCGAAUGCAAUGCCUCUUCCUCCAGCACAACCUCAUUGAGGUUAUUGCCAGCAAUGCAUUCUGGGAGUGCCCCAGCCUCAGCAGCAUUGACCUGUCAUCCAACAAACUUGCCCGCAUUGACCCAUCUACAUUUACAGUUCUCGUUCGGCUGAUGGUGUGUGAACUGGCAGCAAAUCCAUUCCACUGUGGCUGUGAUCUUUAUAGCUUCCUAACCUGGUUGGAGUCCUUCAACAAUGUCACACACACCUAUGACCGCCUCCAGUGUGAGACACCCCGGGAGAUGUUUGGCUACCCCUUACUGAGUCCUGUUGCUGCGGGACAUGCCGGUCGGAAUGCCAAAAACAUUUUGUACCAUCACUGCCGAGACGGAGUGAUGAUUCCAGGGAUGACCUCUCUCCCACCAGAUCUGGACGGUCCCUCUGGGAUCGGACCAGAGAUGUUUGGUGGUGUGGGGCCCUACCACCAGCCCACCACCUCUUCAUCAUCUACUGAACUCGUCAUUCCCAGCAUCAAGCUCCAUCAUGUCUCUUUGUCAUCAGCCUCUCUCCUUGUGCAGAUUCCAAGGCCCUACAGCAAAAUGUAUAUUCUAACACAAUACAACCACACAUUUGUGUCUGAUGUCAUGAAUUUGAAGAACAAGAAGGAGAUGAUCACACUCAACAAGCUCAAGCCACACAAUAAUUAUACUUUCUGUGUAGGAUCCAUCCGCAACUCUCAACGUUACAACCACACCUGCCUUCAGUUUUCUACUCGGGCUCAGAAUCAAGAUGACAUGCUCCCCACACCUUCCACCACUACUCACUACAUAAUGACCAUUGUGGGCUGUCUUUUUGGCAUGCUCAUUGUUUUAGGCUUCGUCUACUAUUGUCUACGUAAGAAACGGAUGCAUGAUGAGAAGAAGAAGUCCAUCUGUGUCAAGAAAACAAUACUGGAAAUGCGCUAUGGACCAGAGGUGGCAGCAGCAGUGGCAAAUGAUCCAUCAGCAGUCCAUAAGCUUCAGGAGCAGUCCAGAGACCAUCACCAGUAUCAGCACCACCACGGAGGCAAACUUCCAAUGUCCACCUCGUCUAGUUCGGGAAUGCUCCACUCAGCCAACACCAGUUCCUCCAGACUUUCCUCUAUCCCACAAGUGGAAAAGAUGGCCACUGCCUUUUCAGAGGCCAUGGCUACAAGUAAAGGAAACUAUAUGGAUAUCAGAACUGGAGGGGCAGGUAUGGAGAGGGUGGGAGAUGGUGGGCAUGGAGGGAUGAGGGGGGAAGACUUGAGGGACGAUGAUGGAACUGAUGUUGGGGAUGACUCAGAUGAUGAUGGACAUGGCUCUGCAUCAGAAAUUUCAACCAUUGCCAUGGAGGUAGACAAGGUUAACCAGAUCAUUAACAACUGCAUUGAUGCACUGAAAUUAGAUGCAGCAGCAGUUGCUGCUUCUGGGGCCUCUACUAACCCUACAAUCUCCUCCAAUCCCACCUCCCCUCCCCCCACCAGUGCAUCCUCCCUUACUCGUGGCCUAAUCCCACUCUCCCAAGGGGUGACAGAGACUUGCCAGGUCAUUGCUCCCAACAAAAUACCCCCUCCACCUCCACUCCCUGCCUUGAAUGCUCCUCUCUCUGAGCGCCCAGGGAUCAGUGGUGGUGGCUUUGUUGUCACUCCUCCCUACAGGCCCCCUCCACCAGCCACUGCUGUACGUCCCAUUCAGCGGCAAAUGAGUGCAGAUGCAGCUGUGGUUAUUGUCAAUGCUGUCAAGAAACAGUGCAGUACCACCUCUUGUGGCUCCAUGGGUCGGGACAGGGAACGUGGAGGAGCAAGGGUGUAUAGCCUGGAUGUUCCUGAGCCAAGGAGUCCGGAUGCGUGUAAUCAACAACAGCAGCAGUACCCAGACAGGGCCAGUCCCGUGGGCUGUGGGGAGCCCCUAGAGAGGCUGCCUUUAGUGGGGAGCGGGAGCUGUGGUGGAGGGGGUGGUGGUGGUUGCGACAGUGGUGGUCAACAAAUGCAGCAACAGCAGCAGCAGCAGCAGCUAGAGGUGCAGCAGGACUACCACUGCUCGGAGCACCGCCACUCUGUCCCAGCUCUCUACUAUGAAAGCUCCCACCAGGGCUCCCCAGCCCAGAGGGUUUCCUUCCUAAAGCCUCUGACGCGCUCACGCAGGGAUGCAGCAUCUUACUCCCAGCUUUCACCUGCCCGCCACCAUUCCAGUUAUUCUGGCUACUCCUCCAGCCCAGAGUACUCCUCAGAGAGCUCGCUGAGGAUCUGGGAGCGCUUUCGUCCCUACCGGAAAGGCCAGCGCGAUGAGGCCUGUUAUGUGACGGCUGGAAAUGCCCUUCGAAAAAAGGUGCAGUUCGCCAAAGGCGAGGACCUGCAUGACAUCCUUGAUUACUGGAAGGGUGUGUCAGCACAGCAAAAGCUGUGA